This is a messenger RNA of Portunus trituberculatus (swimming crab), 3429 nucleotides long. RefSeq names its product CDP-diacylglycerol--inositol 3-phosphatidyltransferase 1-like. The transcript has 5 exons. The record is from RefSeq and is a predicted model, not a curated record. The coding region runs from base 960 to 1601 and encodes 213 amino acids. Gene Ontology annotation, molecular function: phosphotransferase activity, for other substituted phosphate groups. Gene Ontology annotation, cellular component: membrane. NCBI's taxonomy places the organism in Eukaryota, Metazoa, Arthropoda, Malacostraca, Decapoda, Portunidae. Gene Ontology annotation, biological process: phospholipid biosynthetic process.
UACAUACAAAUUUGAGAUGCAUAACAUAAUGCCUUAAUUAUGAAACUGAGGUGAGACAACCAAUCAGCUGAUAAAUUCCUGUCAGUCAGAAAUGGUCAAAGAUCAAACACAUACACACGUUAACAUGUUUUCAAAUAUGUCAAAUACAAAUAUCCUAUCUCCCCACACUCUCCUUUUAAUUUCCUCACCCACACAACUUCCCCAUUCCCGGGUGAUUCUCCAUCCCUUCUUGCGACGGUAAUGUCCCACAGUGACAGCCAGUGACACCUACAAUCCUUCUCUAAGAAAAUUAUGUGACGGGUCAUCACACAUGCAUAAAUGAUAGAUUUCCCUGAAACACAAAGCAUUGCAAUGUCUAAACGCGUAUAUAUUCCUACCUAGUAUACUUGUCCUUUGUCUUCUACCGUAGAAUCCAAAUGAUUUUGAACGACAUAGGUAGGUAAAUACUGAACAUGAAUAAUGAAAGAUAUACGGUAUUUCAGACGGUUUAUUGACGAGUCGAGUGGGAAGCAUCUCGCGCCCCACACAAACAGAGAGAGAGAGAGAGAGUAUUAUAGUUGAGCGUACGCCAACCGACUAUCGUUUUUUAAAUUUGUAUGUAGUACCUCUACAGUAAACAGUGAACACAAAUAAUUCCUGGAAGUAGGAACUGACAACUCUGCACCGAUGUAGUGCUUUCCCCCACGGCAGUAGGCUGCAUUUCAAACUAUUUCCACCCUGGCUGCAUAUUUCUGGCAAAAAGCAGCGGCAAAUUACCCCAUGUAAACCCAUCUUACAGGAAUGAGUGUCUCAGUGGCUGAAGCUGUAUCAUGAGCAGGCAUGAAAGAAUGUAAAUAACUUUGUUUACAUUCCUUGUCGCAACCCAGCCAGCACGUGACUCCCUGCCACUGCCAGCUGCAAGGCCUGCAACAACAGUCUAUUCUAUACUCAGUAGCGUCUGUGACAGUGCCGAGAGCAGUAUGGGGACCGUUACCCUUCCCAAGAGACAACUACCCACACCACACCAGCAAGUGUCUUACAGCAACAGUGCAAACAAGCCGGAUUAUAAAGUCCUAUUCUACAUCCCAAACAUUAUUGGUUAUGUACGACUCUGCCUCCUCUUGCUUGCCUUCUGCUUUCUGUCUUCCUCUCCUGUUUGGUUUGUCAACUUCUACAUCGCAUCCAUUGUGCUCGAUGCCUUUGAUGGGUUUGUGGCGCGUAAGCUGCAGCAGUGUUCACUCUUUGGAGCUUGGAUGCUGUACAUUGUAUCUGCUUUGGAGUGGGCAACAUUCUGCUGUAAUUAUGCCAUGGGAGCGGAGUGGCGGCAGACAUUUGUGCGGGGCAAGAAGGAGGUGCCUUGGAUGAUAGCCUACAUUAUGGCCAACAACUGGCGGAAUCCACUGGGUGUGUGGGUGAUCUCAGGCCUCCAUGUGUUUCCUCUGUGGCUGUUUGGCUUGCAGUAUGGAGUGUUCAUGUCCCAUCUAAGUUUUCUUCCAUAUAGCAUCCAGAUGGCAGGCCUGGUUGUUCUGGGUAGUGGCCGUCUGGUCUGUGGCAUUACAGAAGUGUGGUGUUUGUGUUCCCACAUUUCUAGCAUCUUGAUUAACUCUUCCUCUCCAAAGUGAAGGUUUGAUGCAAGCUACUGAAGCCUCUUUUAGCCAUCAGUUAUGUAUGUAUAAUUUACAGAAAUGGUAUGUAUGAAAAUGAUUUACAACAGUUUUAUGAAAUAUCACAAAUCUUUCUAUUAAAAUGUUAUUCAUUAUGUCAUACACUGCAAGGCUUCCAGUAAUUAGACAUGCGUAUCAAGUGUCUUCAUUGAGUCCUCUUCAUUAUUUUGAAGGGUUGAAUUCAUGUUUACAUAUUUCACUCUGUCAUUUGAUGGCAGCUUGACCACAUGAUCGGGUGCAGCUUGUCAAUUGAUUUCUUUGGCAUUUUAGAUUAUUAUGUCCCAUGUCUUCCAUAGUCUUCUCAUUGUCACUACUGAACACUUCAAAUGUUUACAUGUUUAAUGAGCCUUCCUUCCUUUCCAUGUGGCUAAACCCUGCAGUCCGUCCCUUGCCAUCGCUGAUGAUCUCAGUUCCAUUGUAUAUAUAAAUCUUUGUCUUUCAUUCCUAACAGGUUGUAUAUGUAUAUCAUGCAUACAUUUGAUUUUAUAUAUGGAAUCUCCUUUAAUGCAUAGAACUAUAGAUACUAUAUUCACAUAAGCUGGAUUCUUAGUACUUAGGCAAAUUUGUAAUGACAUAGUUGAUUGGCUGAACCAAAACUAAAACCAAUUUUCUUCCAUCUUGUUAAUUCCUUACAGUACCUCUUGAUUCUACAGUCACUGAUAAGAUUUACAGUGUUAACCAAAACUGUUUUUUCUGUAUAUGAAGUGAGCUAUGGGAUAUAAUAUAGAAACAUGUCUCACUCCAACAUGCAAGGACAAGAUGUAGUCUGAUGGGAGUGCUAGUGAGGGGAUGACGCAACCAAUGAGCUAUGGCCUGUGACUUUACAAAUCUGCCGAGACACCAAGAAUCUACCUUAAAUAAAUGUAGUAUAGCAGAUUUUUUUCUUCGUAUGUUUAUUGCAUUUUGUACAUAUAAAUGUUACCAUUUUAAUGUUAUGAAUGGGUUUUAGAGGCUCAAAAAAGUUCCAGUAGUACUAGUAUCUGUGAACUUAUUACUUACUGUUAUCCAGAUGCCAAUGAUGAACUUAUAGUUACAAAAACCAAGGCCAGGUAUAGAGUUGCCUUAAUGAUAUUACAAUGUAACACACCCAUAAUGCAUUUCUAUGUGAUGUAGAUACAUGUAUACAUGUAUAUAGUCAACAAAUGGUAAUCCUGCAUUACAGUGGUGCACACAGUUUACUUAAGGCCUCCAAGCAAGCACAAAAGUUGGGCUGGAGCAAAUCAACUUUUUUUGCUAUCAUAAAUGCAUCUUUUCUCUUCACACACACCUAUACCAACAAUGGUCAGUGUUAAGCAGGUCACCUGUGUCCGUGUUCAUUGUAUCUUGGCUGACGUGUGAUCAGGUCUGUUCUUAAGGUGCGUUCACACGAUCGAACAAUGUUCGACGGACAUAAUUGUUACCAACUAGCAGUGGAAAGCGAAAAGGCUCGCUGAUGACGUCAGAAGCGAGCACCAAGUGGUGUACCGGACACUGUCCGUGUUCGCAGCAUCGAAACGUCACACACUGUCUGGUGUGGAAGUAUACAAUGCUGCCAGGUACACGAUGAACAAAGUCACUUGGUUACAGGAUUUUCAAAGUCCGUCAGUUCACUAGGUCUCAAUUGUCCUGUUAACAUGGCCAGCAGUACCUCAGUCAAGGAGAAAAGUUGCCACUGGGACAGAAAAGAGACCCUGCUACUAAUAAAACUAUACCGGCAAAAUCCAUGCUUAUGGAAUGUCAAGGCUGAUGUGUACAAGGAUAGGAACAAACGUGUCGCGACCAUCAAUGAAAUAACGGCGGGAAUGAA